AACAACAAUCAAGCAAGCUUCCGGUUUCUCAUUCUUAGUAGAGAAUUCACCAGCAUGUUCUUGUGAGCGUAAAAUCGCACAAUCAGCAAGUUUAUGUAUAAUAGAUUUACGUGUACACUAGGUACAUUUUAUUAUUUUGUUUGUCACGGAAUAAGAGCACUGAAAGAGCUAUUACUGACAUUGAUACACCACUUUAUUUGGCCAUUACACUGCGGACAACUUCCAAUACGGUAACGACUGAUUUAGCUAGCUAGCUAAUAUAUGAAUGAAAUGAAGAAGUAUUAUAUUGGACUUCGAAUGCACGUGUUUUUUCUAGAAUAUUACAGUGGAGAUAGCUAUUGUUUUACUCCCUGGAAAGUGUUUCAUUCAUGCCCUUUUCACUGUUGUUUUGUUGAAAGUUCAUAUACGUUAUUCAACAAUGUAUUGAACAGCUGCAGUCAAUAUGCGAAUGUUUUGUGUAUUUUGUCCAACAGGGUUAUUAUGAGCGAAGGAGAGGUAUUCCAUGAGAAGCAGCGACUGGAGUUGUGCGCUAUUCAUGCUCUGAACAACGUGCUGCAGGAGCAAGUGUUCACAAAGGAGGCGGCAGAUGACAUCUGCAAGCGGUGAGGUCACUUGGGUCAGGCGAUGUGUGUGUAAUGUCAUCUGUAGGGGGCGGUUGCUUUGGCUAAACAGGGUUCUUUGUGUCAAUGAUAACAACACAGUCUCUUCAAUAUGCAAUCUCUGCAUGUAAAUCAUCAAGUACUGAUAUAAGCCUGUGAUCCAAAGAGCACCUCACCACACAUUCUCCAUGAGUUCCAAGAGUAUGUGAAUCUGUUUUUACCACGUGUUCCCCUCUUACCCCUUCCUCCCCAGGCUAGCUCCACAAUGUGUGGUGAACCCUCACCGCUCGAUGCUGGGCACAGGGAACUAUGACGUCAACGUCAUCAUGGCUGCCCUACAGAGCAGAGGGUUGGCUGCAGUAUGGUGGGACAAACGCAGGUCAGACACUUCAAUACCUCAGCACCAGGGCCAGACAGAUUUGGUAGGAGAAUAAAUGAUUGGCAAUGAAAUACACCUGUAGAAUGAAUUCAAAUCAAACCAAGUACUGCUACAGGUCACGAAGAGCUACAGUUUUAUUGACCAAAGAAAAUAUACUGAUAAGGAAACUUCGCCACAGAUCUUGCCCUAGUUUUAUCACUGUUCCUGUGCCCCCCCUUCUCCACCACUGUGGCUCUGUUGAUUUUAAACCAAAAUCUCCUUCUCUUUUUCUAUUUCUCCCUUCCUCCCUCAGAUCAGUACAGAGUCUCUGUGUUGACAAGGUCCAGGGGUUCAUCCUGAACGUUCCGUCACGUGUCUCUCUCGGAAUUGUGUCCCUCCCCGUCAGGCGGCGGCACUGGCUUGCAGUGCGCCAGGUUAAUGGACACUACUACAACCUCGACUCCAAACUAAAGAGUCCUGUCUGCAUUGGGAACGAAGCAGAUCUCCGGUGAGGGAGGGAGGGAGGGGACUAUGCACAAAUGCAGACAUGUAUUGAAUAACUCCUAAUCAAAGACACAGUAUCUCCAACUUUACAGCCGAUAGUGAUAAAUGCAAAAAUAUGCAAAUGCUCAACUUGUCAUGCAUGUUGUUUACAAACAGAAAUGUCCCUCUGUAAAUUUUUUACAUAGAGUAAUCCUGUCAGGAACGCAGCCCACAGAAUUUGACUGUGGUAGACUACUAGUCUGUUAGAGCUCGGUCUCAUUGGAUCUCAUCCUGUUGGAUGAGUGGUCACAUGGGUCUUACCACAGUGUCUUUGUCACAGUUUGUACUUUGCACUCUUGUAAACCAGUCUCUCUCUCUCUCCCUCACCCCCCUCUCUCUCUCCCUCACCCCACUCUCUCUCUCCCUCACCCCACUGCUCUUCUCUCUCUCAGUACAUUUCUCAGUGAACAGCUGUCUCCGGACGUGGCAGAGAUGCUCCUGGUUGUGAGGAGGGAUGUGGAGGAGUACGGAACCUGGCUGAACUCUGAUGACCUCAGGAAGUGAUUCCUCUGGCCUGGGCAUUCAUUCAUUCAUUCAUUCAUUCAGCAUGGGACUCAAACUCCUGCUCUACUCUGGAAAAACAAAUAACAUUUAGGAAAACAAGAGACGCUUAACAAAAAGGACAUCUUUCAGGAAAUGCAUUACUGGUCGCUGAGGAGUGUGGACACACACACACACACACACACGAAGUUCCAAAGAGAAUUUAAGAUGACGAGGGAUUUCUGUCCCAAAUGGCUUGUUUGUAACAGUUUACUGGCCGUUGUUUGGAUUGCUACACUACAGCUGCAUCUAUAUCUUCUUUCCUUCUCUCUCUUCCUACUUACGCAUCUAUGCACUGCACUGUCGAGGUAGACCAGUUAGAACUGGUUUGUCUUUUAGUUAUUCUAUGCACCGAGGAGGUACUGGAUGUCGUGUUGACAACCGACUGUGUGUAAAUAAUACUUCUAUGUUCUUGUGUUCUGUCUGCGUCUCCAUCUAACUAUGCAUAUCCAAGUGAAUGGGAGCACUGUCUUUCUGUUACACGCGCUCAAACUAUAAACACACAGACUCUGAGGAUAUGAAAAAAAAAUUAAGAAAAUGUGUGUUAUUUAUAUAUAAGAAUGUGUUUCGUGUUGUCUUUCAGUGUGCAUACACAUUCUUUCAGAGGUUCAGCAGUACAGUUCAUUCACAGUUUAGUGAUUUACACAAGUAAGGCCAAAAUGUAUUCAUUGUU
Messenger RNA from Coregonus sp. 'balchen', 2713 nucleotides. Lineage: Eukaryota; Metazoa; Chordata; Actinopteri; Salmoniformes; Salmonidae. The record is from the annotation of a GenBank genome assembly.